UUGAGCUUUGACAUAUAUUAACGAUCAACGUUUAAGUUUUUGAAGUGUGUUUUUUAUGCGUACGAUUAUUUUAGACAUAAACAAGUGUAAUGUACUGUCAUCGUUUGUGUUUUCAAAUUAAAUAAUAAUACAAAUUUGUGUGUACAAUUGACUAAUGUAUAGUACAACGGAUAAAUUUUACAAAAUUGAGAACAAAUGACUUUCAUCUUCAAGUUGUGUACGUUCUACUUAUGUUGUGUAAUUUUCGUACAAGGAUCAAGUUUUGAGUACUAUGGAUGUUACAUGAGUGUUAAAGAAAAUAUCUCGUAUGUAAAUAAAACAUUUAUGUCCAGUUCCAUAUGUAUAGAAUAUUGUAAAAUAGGUCACUAUAGCCUGGCUGCGUUAUCUAUCAAGAUAACUGGCGCACUUUUUCUGACAAAUGCUUAUGAGGCAUAUAUCAUUUGUAGUUGUAGUAAUGAAACUCUUAUGAAUAAAGUGAACGAAAGUUUAUGCAGUUUUCCAUGUCCAAAAAGUCCGGAUGAAAUAUGCGGUGGCUACAACCAAACAAUUUUCUCUGUUUAUGGUAUAGCUAUGGGUGGUUACAAGAACACAGGACAUAAUAAUCGCAAUACUAUUGGUAUAGUGGUAGGAGCAAUCUUUGCAGUUAUUUGUGUCAUGGUGGUAGCCGUUGUUAUUUUGAUUAUUUGCAGAAGAUAUCAAACAUGUUCUACAGCAUCUAACAUUAAAUGUAAGAGUUUGAUAUUAAACAAAAACAAUGAAAUGAAGUCACGUAACAUGAAAUCAGAUAAUAAAGGAAAGCUUAAUUAUUAUGUCGAUACUGAUCACAGUAAUAGUAAUAUAAGCGAAAGGGAACUUUAUGAGACUGUUGGAUAUCAGAACAAAAGUGAAACUAAUCAGUCGAUCAACAAAUGUACUGAUGAAUCAGAGAUGAAGAUUGAAACUGAUGACGAAGACGACGUCAAAUAUGAAACCGUGGAGGAAACCUUAAGGGAUAGACCUGCCAGAAAUACAAACAGGAACGAAAUUAACCAGCAAUAUAUAAAUAUUAUUGAAAACUCUAAUAAAGUCGAAAGAAAUUUAAAUCAGAAGUCAAAUGACAAUGUUGAGCUGUAUUACAACAUUGACGAACAAAACUCUCAAGAAUAUGAAAUCCCCAUGAGAACAGAAAGCGAACCACAUCUUUAUUCAAAGCUUAAUGCUUACUCUGAGAAAGAUGCCAUCAAAAGUGAUACACAAGUUCUUGAAAAGACAGAGAAAGAAUAUGAAUUUAUGAUGUCACAGUAAACAUUGAAAAGACUAGAAAUAAGCAUCAUGAUAUUGUUUUGCUUACAAUUAUUUGCCAAUGCAAUUCUUUUGAAUAUCUGAAUUGAACCAAAAACAAGUUCAUUCCCUCAAAAAUAUCAAUCAUAACGAUAGACAAAUCAUUUAGGAGUGUGUUAAAUAGCGGAUAGAAAAAGAGCUAUCCUAUUAUGUUAACAAGGAGUCAUAAACGGACAAAUCAAAAACCACUAGACAAACAUACAAGAAGAACAAGAAACGUGACAAAUGUAAAAAAAAAAAAACCCAAAAAACGGGACAAACAUACGGAAAGAACAAGAAACCGGACAAAUGUACAGAAAAGACGAAGGACGAAUUAAAAAUACUUGACUUGUGUGCAGAUAAAACGAACAACACAAAUAAUUCAUUAUGUUAAUUCAAAAGAAAUCAUGAUGUUACUUCUUUUGACAAAUUCGAGUUACGAAAAGGAAGCCAUUGUCCUUGUGUAUAACACUAACAUGAUUGAUUGGUGUAUAAUGAAUGUGUUACUGUAUUUAAAAUACGUGCUAGUUAUGGCGAAAAUGAGAGAAAAUGAUAAAAAAAAAUAUUUUGUGAUACUUUGCCUUGGAUGUAUUUUAUUUAAAAGAACCAAUUCAACUUCGUGGAGGAAUACAAUUUAAAAAUAAAAUAAAAUGACAACGACUGAAUCUCUUAAUAUGUUCCUGUCUUUAACCUCUGCAGCAUCACUACAUAAACACCACACACCAACGACAAUAUAUCUCGUCAGAAAUGUUCAUUUUCAGCGUAUGGUCUGGCAAUAACAUUCCUGCACGAAGUCAAAGAUGAGUGAUCAAAUGUCGUUAAAAUUAAAAUUGGGUCGAUAAAAUCUUAUCCGUAAUGACUACACGAUUGUGGUUAUACAAGAAAAAGUUAAAAUGCUCAAAUGGAAACUAUCAGGAAUUUAGGGCAUUUGUCUUUCUAUGUUUUAAGGUUACAAAACUAUUUCAAGUUAUGGUGAACGUUUAACCCCGCAUCAUUUGGUUGCAGCUCUUGUUCAGUGGUUGUCGUUUGUGGAUGUGGUUGAUAAGUGUUUCUCGUUUUUAUAUCAAUUAGACCGUAGGUUGUCCUUGUUGAAUUGUUUUUCACCAGCCAUUUUUGGGCCCUUUAUAAUAAUUAUAGCCUGAUGUUCGGGUUGAUGAUGGGAUCAGUGUUGAAAUCCGUUCUUUGACUAAUAAUCUACUUUUUACACAUUUUAUUUGGUCGAAGCAAUGUCUCAUUUGUACUCAUAUUCAAAUUAAGUGGAUGAAAGCAGUUAUAGGCAAUCGUACCACUUUUUAAAAUAAAGAAAAACCUCAACAUACCGUAUAAUCGAUUACAAAAGACCCCGACAUGCUAAUUCUAGGCAAUGCAACUGAGAAAACUUUCGGCCUGUUUUAUUACAAAACAAUUCGCGAAAAUUAAAUAUGACUGACAUGAACCGACGCCAACCACUGAACUACAGGCUCAUGAUUUAGGACAAGCCAUUAUACAAUUUGUCGUGGUUAAACAUUUUCAAUCCUCCUUUGCUUAAAGUUGACAUAGCACACAAUGAGAACAAACUAUAAAAAUCAUUUGGAAAAGGCUUAACUCAUCAGAUCAAUACAAAGCAGUAUCGGUUAACGACAUCACAGUAAAGAGACAGCAUUCCUGUGAUAAUUUAAAUCAUCUUCAUCAACAGUUAGAUUGCAAAGAUAAUAAUUCUGGUGCUUAAACAGAAACUACAAAUAAAUAUUUUCUCCCAUUUAUUUUUUGUAGCCCUGUCGUGUAAUGUUGUCAAUUUAAUGUAAUAAUUAACAUUGUCACCAUUUUUUCAUAAAAUGACCUGUACCAAGUCAGGAAAAUGGCCAUUGUUACGUUAUAGUUCGUUUCUGUGUGUGUUACUUUUUGGUGUUGUGUGUCUGUGUGUCAUAUCAUUAAGAAUUAAUAAUAAUCAUUGUAACAAAUUGCUUGUAAUUAUAU
Mytilus trossulus (common blue mussel) is the source of this 3255-nucleotide messenger RNA. RefSeq lists its product as uncharacterized. The transcript has 6 exons. The record is from RefSeq and is a predicted model, not a curated record. The coding region runs from base 196 to 1284 and encodes 362 amino acids. Lineage: Eukaryota; Metazoa; Mollusca; Bivalvia; Mytilida; Mytilidae.